This is a messenger RNA of Xylona heveae TC161, 3152 nucleotides long. RefSeq names its product exocyst complex component Sec10. The transcript is spliced from 7 exons. Bases 277 to 2979 code for a protein of 900 amino acids. Gene Ontology annotation, biological process: exocytosis; Golgi to plasma membrane transport. NCBI's taxonomy places the organism in Eukaryota, Fungi, Ascomycota, Xylonomycetes, Xylonales, Xylonaceae. Gene Ontology annotation, cellular component: cytoplasm; exocyst. The record is from RefSeq and is a predicted model, not a curated record.
CCUAUUCGCGCAACGUCAUUUCUUUGUUUGACUUUUGAUAUUUGGGAAGGGUGGGUAUGCUGCAUAGUCUAUGCGGAUUCCUUUAACGCCAUAUUCUGAUUACGAUCAAGCGAGUUAGCUUAAACGCGCAUGUGGACACCUAGCUAUUCAUGACGCCUCAUCGCGCUGGCGAAGAACCUACAGCUAACGCUAUCACUUUCAUGACGAAUUGCUCCAUGGCGUUACCUGUAGCUUGAUCGAAUAGUUUAACAAAGUAGUCAAGCAGACGGAUACAUCAUGCCGGGCGCCGACAGUGCCUCUAUAUUCUCCGCCGCUACCACAGCACCUACAGUUGCCGAGACAAUCUUUCCCAAGGGACCAAGCUUCACGUUGGACAAUUUUUCCAGCCAAGAUUUCAUUGUCAAAGAGUUCAUCGAAUCGCUUUCUGACAGUGCAGUGCCAACGAACCGGCGAUCUGGGGCGUCGUCUCAAGCAUUCGAUCCUAAGCCUUUUAUUCGGACAUUCGAGUAUGCCCUUUCCCGUCUUGGAUCGUUAUCGGAAGAGCUGGAGGGCCAUGAGAAUGAGCUCUCAGCGGCAGUACGCCGGGCCGAAUUACAGCAUAAUCAGAACGUCGCCUCAUUAGGGAAGAAGCUCGACCAGACCAUUGCAUCCUUUCACCGACUUGAUACUUCGUUAAACGGCAGCGCAGGCGACAUUGGGCAGACAGAAGCUGGAGGAAAUGUCGCUAUGCGAAUUGGUGAGAGGUUGGAAGAGUUAGAUAGGCAACGGCAAAGAGCACAGGAUGCGCGGUUUUUGAUACUGUGCUGGCUAGAAAUUAGCGAACGCGGAGAGCUGGCCUCUCUGGAAGACGUUCGGAGACAAGGCGGUAGCGAAGGGAAGCUUCGAUGCGCACAUAUUGCCAGGCAAUUGCUACGAAUAAGCCAGAGACUUGAUCCAUCAAGCUGGGGACAUUCGAAUGGGACCAGCCGAGCGGUCAAUGGCGAUGCUGGGCCCUCAGGCCGAUAUAAUACAAAGGAGCUUAUCGAGAAGUUCCUUGAAACAUUGGAGAAGGAUUUACUCAAGCAGUUUGAUGACUUUUACAGGAAGCAGAGCCUUGAAGGGAUGCGGGAAUGCGCGAUUGCGUUGCGGGAUUUCAACGGCGGUGCCAGUGUGGUUGGACUGUUUGUCAACCAACAUCAAUUCUUCAUCGACCGAAGUCAACUGAUCAGCGAGGAAGUCAGCUCAGAUGCUGAGAUCUUGGAACGGUUGGCGGAUCCAGAUGCGGAACCACCAGGAGUCGAGCCGAGCCUGCAGUCGCUUGUCGAUGAAGUGAGAAUCGUGGUUCAGGAGGAAUCUUUUAUUAUUAAACGAGCUUUCCCUUAUUAUGAGCUCGUGCUCUCCAAGUUUCUUCAAAGAGUGUUUGAGCAAUCGAUCCAACAACGUCUUGAGUUGGUACUUCAAAAAGCGAAUUCCAUUUCAUCCAUGGCAUAUUUGCGAUCUCUUCAAGCUUCAAGGAGCUACAUUCAUUCCCUUGUAGAUGAUCUCAAGGCUCACGGCCUUACCGAGCACCCUGAAUCCAUAUCCUCCCAAACAAGCACCGUUCUAGACCAACAAUUUGACGACCUCUUUGUUCCCUAUUUUGUUGGAUCAUCCUACAUUGAACGAGAAAAAAAGAGUCUUGAAGAGCUGUAUUCCUCGUUGCUUUUCAAAUUUACUACAUAUCAUGCCCGCCGACGCAGAGUGCCUACUACGUUCAUGGCCUCUCUGGCGAAAUCUGGCAGUGAACUUCUUGCAACAGCGCGUGACGCUUACAUUGACCGCCUAGACUCGUCAGACCUCUCUCCGGCACAAAAAGCCAUGCUCCUACGAGUUGCGGGUUUAAAGGAGGGAGAUGCGAAUCAAAACAAGACCGACAUCGAGGUCUCUGAACAGGACGGCAUUCUCAGUAUUCCCAACGCCAAGCGAAUGCUCAGGUGGCUCGCAGAAGCUGUUGGCCGGAGUCUCGAACUUGGCGGAGGCAGCGACACUCCAAAGGAUGUAGCUGCCCUGCUCAACCUACUUUUAGCCAACAUGGGCGAACUCUACAUUGAGACCGCAUUGGAUGCGGCAAAUGACUUUGCUGCUUCACAAGAAAACAUCAAAUCUGAACCUGACCUUUCUUAUCUCCCCGAUCUUCGCAAUACCAUUAGUGUUAUGCAUCUUAUGAUUACAUGCAUCAAUACUGUGCUUGUGCCUCUGGCAGGUUCCAAGCUUGUCGUACGCCGCGACAUGGAACGCACCGCAACGCUCGCAAUUAACCACAUGGAAGAAAAAGUCAGCACGGUCAUGCAGCGGACUAUCGAUGUCAUUUUGGCAUGGGUCACCAAGUUGCUUGCCAAUCAGAAAAAGAUCGAUUUCAGACCAAAAGACUCUGACGGCAGCAGUGGAAGGUAUACAGAACUGUUGCAGACGCCGCCAUGCCUGUCCAUAUAUACAUUUGUUUCCCGCGCCCGAGACCUCGCCUCUCGGGCGUUUGACGGGAAAAAUCUCGAAUCAUUCACUUCGGAGCUCGCCAUUGGUCUUCGGAAUCUACUGCUCGACCACUUUAAGCGCUUCCAAGUAAAUGCCGCGGGAGGCUUAAUGGUCACCAAAGACGCAACCAAAUACGCCGAAUUACUCCGCUCGUUCCCCUUACCGUCCUAUUUUGCGCCUGCGAUUGAUGUUCUUCCAGAAAUCGGCAAUUUGUUCGUCAUUGGACCAGAAGCCUUGCGCGAGCAUCUUCGCGGCGCCAUUCCUGCCACUGGCACGGGUCCUAGUACCAGCAGUGCCGGCGCGGACGCUGGUGCUGGAGCUACCGGUAGUGUAACGCAAGGCGCAUCUGCAGGAUCGGCUGGGCCAGGCGGAGCGGGACGUACCUCUGCGCUUGUCACGGCGCUGGAUAGGAAUGAUUUGCGUCUGUACAUCCAGCGGAGAGAGGACGCAGGGAGCUUGGCCGUGCAGUCUAUUCUGCAGGCUUUGUAAUCUGGCGAUGAAGUAUGUCUGAAGGGUGAGAGUAAAUGGGAAUGAGGUCGUGAUAUUGGUCGCGCGACAUUAUAGUAGGUGGUCAUUACCAUUGUAUAAUUACAAUUGUAGCUAGGUAUAAUUGUAAUCUAAUUAUCGUAUCUGUUACAUUACAAUUACCCGUUACAAUAUAA